AUGGCCGACACAGCUGUUGACACCACCGCGACUGCAGAGGUUACAGCCAAGGAGCUGAAAGAGAAGAAAGAAGUUGAAGUGGACAAGGAGGAGGACAAGACAGACAACGGGGACGCACCUGCUAAUGGCACUAAUGGUGCUGACCACAGUGACAAAGUUGAGGACGCUGCGGAGGAAGAUGAACAGAAGAAUGGAGAUGGGAAAUCGGAGCAAGAGGCGCCCCCUGCUGAUGAGACGGACGCACAGCCUGUGAAGCGUGCUGCUGAAGAAGAGGAGGAGAAAGAGGACACCAAAAAACAGAAGACGGAGGAGAAUGGAGACUCAAAAGAUACAGAGGUGGAGGCUUAA
Molecule: messenger RNA, 348 nt
Organism: Nerophis lumbriciformis (worm pipefish)
Lineage: Eukaryota; Metazoa; Chordata; Actinopteri; Syngnathiformes; Syngnathidae
Source: RefSeq, a predicted model, not a curated record